Molecule: messenger RNA, 1413 nt
Organism: Beauveria bassiana ARSEF 2860
Lineage: Eukaryota; Fungi; Ascomycota; Sordariomycetes; Hypocreales; Cordycipitaceae
Product: Cytochrome P450 CYP5293A2
Exons: 8
Coding region: 1-1413 (470 amino acids)
Molecular function (GO): monooxygenase activity; oxidoreductase activity, acting on paired donors, with incorporation or reduction of molecular oxygen; heme binding
Source: RefSeq, a predicted model, not a curated record
AUGAAGGAAAUACAGGGAGACACGGGAGCUCGCCGAUUCACCCACGGGCAGGAGGUCUCGGACGAAGGGUUCAAAGUAGCCAACGGAAGACCCUACGUCAUGUAUAACGGGUGGCGCAAGGAGGUGGUCUUGUGUGCGCCCGAGCAUCUACGAGCCUUUUUCCGAGGAAAUGUCCGCGAGCACCGGAAAUCAUCAUAUGGAAAUAUGGGAUACUUUCUGAAUCAACUUCUCCGGCAUAGUCCUGCACAAGCGUACGGUGAAAACUGGAAAGCAAUUCGGUCACUCUUCGACCCCUUGUUUUCGCACGGUGCUGGCAUGGCAUUCCUUCACUGCUUAAGGAGAGAUAUCCGCGGCUGGUUGCAGUCCAUACCGAAAACUUUGUCAAGCCAAGAGCUGAAAGAGUCAUCUUUUAGCGUAGAUGCUUCUGGUCUUGGUGAACAGCUUACUCUAAAAUUACUUUCUCGGUUCUUGUACGGGGAGGCUCUAGCUGACGAGUACUUUGCAGAGCUGAGGGAGUUGGCACAAAUGCGUGAAGAACUAGGCUUCAUUGAGCUUCCCACUUGGUUUAUUAUUCCCAGUGUUUACAAGUUUUUGCCAACGAGAGCCAACCGAUUACUCAAACAAUUUACACAAGGAUUCAAAGAGUUUAAUUUACGCAUGAUUGCUCUAGCCGAAAAGAGGGGAACAAAGAUUGCGCUGCAAAACAUCUUCAACGUCACCGGGCCUCAGGGCCAAAUUACUCUAGAACAGUUUCUGCAUACCGUCGAUGAGAUCUUGCUUGAUAACCUAGAGGUGUCCGCAGCCGCUCUCUCGUACUUGCUAAUCAAUGUCGCUGGCGACGUGCAACUUCAACAGAAGCUGCGUGAUGAAGCAAGGCAGCAUUUACAAAGCGGCAAGGAACAAGGUUUCGAGCAGUACUUGGGGAGAUCGAAUACACUUCUCGAGUUUUGCUGUGCCGAGUCCCGCCGGCUCUGCCCAGUUGACUGGUUCUCUCCACCUGAACGUUCGAAUGUGGACAAGACGGUUGAUGGCUAUCAUAUACCGGCUGGUACAGAUGUCACUGUGGAUAUAACGCGUGUAAACAUCCACUCACCCUUGUGGUCGCGUCCGAUCCUGACCCCAGAAGGCAAGCGCCAGGUCAAUGGAUACGAUUUCUAUCCCGAGCGCUUCAACCAAAUAGCAAGGAUGGAGAGCAGCUACAAUGUGGUGGGAUUCGGUGUCAGUGCACGGCAAUGCCUGGGCCAGCAUUUUGCCAGCUUGCUCAUGCGCGUUGUUCUCGUCGAAGUUGUUUCCAACUAUCGCAUCACGACAAAUCAAAGGGCCUGGGACUGUGGUUUUCGUCAAGAUAGGACAGUCCUCGCACCGAAACCACAGGAAAUCUUGUUUGAGGAGCUCGAGCCAUUACCGCUUUAA